Pseudo-nitzschia multistriata is the source of this 2973-nucleotide messenger RNA. The record is from the annotation of a GenBank genome assembly. NCBI's taxonomy places the organism in Eukaryota, Bacillariophyta, Bacillariophyceae, Bacillariales, Bacillariaceae.
CUGAUUGCGUGGUAGUCCGGUGUGUCUCAACGAACGAGAAAGUUGGAAGUGGAACAAAUCAAUCUACUUUGUGUGGAAUUCUAACAUAAUAUGCGAAACUGGUGGGCAGCAUCAGUACUACAAGUACUUUGGUAGCAGAUUUGUCAUCAGGGAACCUACGAGCACUCCAAGGAGUAAAAAGUUUGAGGAAGAAACGCAAAUAAUUUCUCGAAUAUUGCAACGCCAAGCAUGGCAUCCUCUCGUGAGCAUUUACACAUUUUCGAGAACGGCAACAAUGAAUCCGCAGAAACUCGUGGUGACCAGGGACACAGUGCUCUUGAUAGCAAAAUCAGAACCAAUAAAAAUAUUACUGCAGCGCAUUACUUCGACGGAAGUACGAACGAUAUGGAACAACAGAAUGCUUGCCAUGCGCCUCGAAACCACUUUACUCGUUCGCGGAAUCUGAGAUCUUCGAAUUCAAAUAUCACAAACUCGGAGGAAGAACCGAAAUCGGUAAGUUUCCAUCCCAAUCGCGCUUUCAUGUAGACUUUCGUCACCAUGGUGCCCUGCGAUCAUACAUUAUCAUCAACGUUGCGUAUGAAAUGAGUCAUAAAUCCAUGUUGUUGUGCAUCAAUUCGGCAAACCUACUCAGAUCGAUCGACUUACAUGAUUAGUGACAAAAAUGAAUAAAACGGCAUGUAGAGUGUUCGCUUGGAAAAACAUUCAGGAGCGAAAUCCGAUCUUUCAAUUGAUACAUGUGCUUCCAUAAUGGCAGAAUUAGAUUCGAGGUCUUACAAUAGAUCGUUACUGGAAGACGCAAAUUACGUCAUGGAGCGAAUUUUACAACCGAUGUCACUUCCAUGGACACAUGAGGUAAUUCCUGUCGCAAGAAACAUUCCUUGUGACAUCGAUGAGAUGAUUGACGUAUUGACCGCUGAUGACGGCAGCCACGCACCCUUCGCAAAUGGAAACUUCGGUUUUGGACAAUAUGAAACGGGGAGUUUCAGAAGCGGCGUAUCGGCAAUCCGUCUUGCCAACUCGUCUGAGAACUUUCGGGCUGCAGCCAGACGUUCGGCCGAGCCUGGAAUAAUACAAUUUUCUACAACUGUAUUACCUUCUACGUUACCUUCGUAUCGUCCCGAAAACUUAUCUGCGAUUCCAUUACCAUUAACCACGAGUACCAAUGAUCUUCAGGACGACGAUCGCUCUAUCAGAGGCGAAACUGAACUCAGAUGUUUUGAAGCAAUUCAAACCCUGAAGAAACGAAAGAUUGAACAAGCGCGAAGCCGUGUAGCUUCCUAUGAUAUAUCUGUGAAAAUUUCUUCUUCAAGUAGUAGAUCUACAAUAUUCACAAGUUCGUCUGAAGAGCUGGGAGUAACUGACGCAGAUAUGCCUUCCAAUACCUUGGAAGCUGUACUUCCUGUCGAAGUCGAAAACGGUAGGAAAAUGACCAAAAUGAAGGGGAAACUGGAAGCCGAAAAGCUUGGUUCAUACGACAUUCGACAUGGCUUAUCGAGUUCUCAAUCGUCGAAAAGUUCCAAGACUCCAGUGGGUAGAACAAGGCUGGUUUGGACAAGUAAAAUAUCGUCAGACCAGCCUCAGCGAGUCUCCUUUCUGUCUCUUUUGACUGGGAAAAAGUUAGAAAAUGGUGCGCAUAAGAGGCCAAGAAAUAUUGUGGUUCGUUUAAAAGUCGAUGGAAAGGUUUAUCGUCCUUCGAAAGAGGCAGUUGACGAAGAUCACGAGGACCACGAAAAAGAAUCAUAUAGUGUUGGAGUAAACCUUCAAGCCUCGCUGGAAUGCGAUGGGAUUGUGAAGUGUUUACUCGAGACGAAGCCCAAUAAAAUUGAGCUUCCGGACUCUCUCCCUCCAAUCAUUGAAUCCGUUCCUGAUAGUACCGGUAUAAUUCACGUUGUAUGUACUUCGCCUGGAACCAUCUCGUCGUACUCAGUACAACCAAGUUUGAUGCGUGCAAGCCAAAACCGUGUUUCCCGCUGUACAGUUUGUUGGAAGUCAACGGAAGGAGGUCUUGAAGUGAAAAAGUGCAUGGAAUGUGGCCUCUCAGUGCAUAUUCAAUGUUGUCUCGACCCAGGAGAAUAUAGAAUCCUAUCUACAACUAGUGAUCUCAAAAAGAAAGAACAAUGGAAAUGUUCUGUGUGUUGUUAUCGAGAGAAAGAACACGGUGGGACUUGCGGAACGACAAAUGCAUCACAUAUGAUCACAUCAAUGAAGAAAUCUAAACGAAAAUCAAUACCUUCUAGCAAGUUGAAAGAUCCUCAGUUCGAAUCGAUGCAAGUACAGAAAAGAGGCCAUUCUAACGUGACUGAUGGCGAAAUUGCGUGUGCUAUUUGUCUUCGGUCUGGAGGAGCUAUGUCUCAGAUUACUGUCGAAAGUGAGAUCGUUUGGGUUCAUGAAGUUUGUAGAAUUUGGACUGCCAAUCAAAAAGUCUCGACAAGUUCCAAAAUCCAGUCAUGUGCUCUCUGUGGUUCAAAUAGUAAUUUGUCAACGUGCUUCGGUUCAAGAAAAUAUAAAUCCCGGGAACAGACAGCGAAUAAGAUAUAUUCAUCACGACGUGUUGUUAGAUGUGCGGCAGUUGGUUGCCACGUUUUUGUCCAUCCUAUGUGUGCUCUUGUCUCGUCAUUGACAUCGCAGUGGAAGAAUGAGUCGAACUACAACGGAUCUGAAAAUCAUCCUCUGGACCGAAUCAACGUAGCAAAGAAAAGGGAUACCGUCCUUUGCUCACAAUAUACCUUGACCUUUGCUUCUGUAUGCGGAAAGACUUCAGGGGUCAGGUGUGCAACAACCAUCCCAAUUUUCUUUUGUGGUAUUCAUAAUCCAGCAAGAGAACAAAGCUUUUAUGGUCUCAAUCCAGGUGGGGAAAAGAUGAACACCAAGAAGAAUUUAAAGAUUCCGUCGUGGAAUGAGUAAGCAAGAAUCUAGUGGGGAACAAACAAGAUUUAUGGACUUGUAUGCACCUAAUUAAAAAAGGUAUACUUU